GAGAGGACCCACCACACAUGGCCUUUGAGAAGACCCAAAAUCUCCUUCCCACUCUCUAGUCCCGCAAACUUCGACAUCCAUAGCAUCGCCUGCCCUCUAAAACCGAAUUCUCUCUCCCUCCCCCCCUAUCUUUGGCUAUUUAUCAAACACCUCUCUAUAAAUCAAAACCAUCAUCCUCUGUCUCUCUUAAUCACACAACCUAAAACACUGUGAACUCAACCAAAACACACACACAGAGGAAGAGGAUAAGAUGGGGUUACAAAACCAGCUGAACGAUGUGUCUUCUGAAUCGAUCCCGUUACUCCUUAUAGCAUUCAUAGCCAACUGUGUUGCCUGCCUUCGCUCUUUCUUUUUCAGCGUUUUCCACUCCGUGGGCGUUCACCGAUUGGACCAAGCCCACGUUAUGGAUGAUAGGCUGAUGGGCUCAAUGGGCUCUGGUCUUGCCGGCCUGAUCGUGCUUGCCGAGCAGCGUAAACUCAACCGGGUAUUUGCUUACAAGUAUUGUUGCGGUCGUGAUGAUGGAAAUGACAAGGGAGGAUCGGAUUGUGUGGUGUGCUUGUGCACGCUAAGGGAUGGGGACCAGGUGAGGAAGCUCGAUUGCCGCCACGUGUUUCACAAGGAAUGUUUUGAUGGAUGGCUUGAUCAUCUCAAUUUUAACUGCCCUCUUUGUCGGUGGCCGCUUGUUUCCGAUGAGCGCGUUGAAGAAACGCGAAGGCGCGUGGGGGAGAACUUAGUGGAGUGGUUCUCCCUGAGAUGAUGCGUGUUCGUGAUGACGACGAGGAUGAUUAUUCGAUGAUGAUGAUUGGUGAAUGAUUUCAGGGAUGUUUAUUUUUUUUUAAUUAGAUUGAUUUUGAGAGGGUUCGUGGCAGUUUUGACUAGCUAUGAACUCUCUUUUUUUUUACUUUUCUUUUUUCUUAGAAUUUCUGAGCCACUGUAAAUUUUUUGAGAGCCCUUGAGCCCUCGAGGCCUUAGGUUCUUUUCUGUUUUUUUUUUACUGCUGUGCAUUUUUCAAGUUUUAGUAUUUGUCAUCGGAGGGCACUCUCCAACAAACCCUUCUCUUACAAAAUCACCAUGUUGGUUGGGGCUGCUGUUUAAUGAUUUCAUUUAAUUUUUCAUGUAUUUUAUAUAUCAUUAUUAUUAUUUUUUGUUUUCAA
Molecule: messenger RNA, 1154 nt
Organism: Populus trichocarpa (black cottonwood)
Lineage: Eukaryota; Viridiplantae; Streptophyta; Magnoliopsida; Malpighiales; Salicaceae
Product: E3 ubiquitin-protein ligase RHA2A
Exons: 1
Coding region: 251-757 (168 amino acids)
Biological process (GO): protein ubiquitination
Molecular function (GO): ubiquitin protein ligase activity
Source: RefSeq, a predicted model, not a curated record